Molecule: messenger RNA, 6685 nt
Organism: Lutzomyia longipalpis
Lineage: Eukaryota; Metazoa; Arthropoda; Insecta; Diptera; Psychodidae
Gene: ldd
Product: glucosylceramide transporter ABCA12
Exons: 13
Coding region: 382-6213 (1943 amino acids)
Biological process (GO): transmembrane transport; lipid transport
Cellular component (GO): intracellular membrane-bounded organelle; membrane
Molecular function (GO): lipid carrier activity; ATP binding; ATP hydrolysis activity
Source: RefSeq, a predicted model, not a curated record
GUUCAGUUUCAGUUCGUGAGUGCUCGACAAAGCAGUCAUUCAGCUUUCCAACAGGCCUCUCUCAGGCAAAUUGCAACUUAUAUAGUUUUUUAUUGAGAAAGCAUUGUCUUGUGCAUUCGGUGUCACAGAAAUAAAUUAAUUUGUGUGAAAAAAAAAGAACUUUUCAACAAAAAAAAACUAUUAUAAUAAAAGCCAGCAAUAUGGAAUACAGUUUAUACAACCUGUGAGGUUAUGCGAAUUUUAUUAAAUGUAAAACGGAUAUUAGACCGAAAGGAAUAAUUGUGAUACUAUCUUAUUAAUAAAAAUAAUUUUGAUAAGAAUAAAAUACUACAUGCCGGUAGUACGAAAUUAGUGGCGGCAGAACACAGCAUUAAAACAAAAAUGACUUGUGAUUUAAGAGGAAUUCUCAAUGUUGCGCAAAUCAAGGCCCUCUUAUGGAAAAAUUUUCUCGUCCGAAUACGACAACCGUUGAUGACUAUAGUGCAAUACGUGUGGCCAUGUCUUGUAUUUCUGUCCCUAUAUACAGUACGUACCCGAUUUGAACCCACUCAAGUGGACCCAUGCCAAUUUCCCACAAGGCAACUACCGUCAGAUGAUCAACUCCUACAUUCGCUGCAUUCCUACAUUUGUACCUUUGAAAAUGAAUGCCUACCUGUGGAGGAAUAUCAGGAAAUUUCAACUUUCCCAAAUGCUCCAAUAACACCAGCAGUCAACAUCAUUCAGACGUUUCUCAAUGAGGAAUCACUUUUUGAUGCAGUGAUUGGUUUAUCGGAAAAGUUAGAAUUCAUUCCAGCAAUAAUAGCAAUUGCGACAAAUGGCAAAUUUUCCGUUUUGGAAGAAAAUAUAAAAGUAAUCAUGCAGAGACUUCCUGAAUUUGAAAACCUGCUUGGAACAUCUUUCGAUGUAAAGAAAUUAUUCUCAGAUAAUACAAUGCUAUCUGAAUCCGGAAAGAUUAUAUGUGGAAAAGCCUUUCCGCGUGCCGACAAUAUUCCACUUGUUGACCAAGUACUUGCAUCGGAAGACUUUAGUGAGGAAGAUCGUGAUGAAAUUGAUGCUAUGCCGACCCCCUUUUGCAAACAACUGUACAAGGAUGUAACACAGACGAAUUAUGGAAAAAUAACGUGGACCUACUUAAAGCCAAUAAUCCAAGGAAAAAUUCUCUAUGCACCUGUAACACCUGGAAAUGAUGAAAUCAUUGAAAAUGCAAAUUCAACAUUCAGCGAUGCAGGACGUUUGAAGAAAUUCGCAAAGGCAAUUGAACACAUCCUAGUACAGGUGAAGACAAACGAUGAAGUCAGAGAUAAAUUCUUGAAGCUCCUCCAACUGACACAGUCGCCAUUUGUUCAAUCCAUUAUAAGUAGCGCUAAUUUAGAUCCAGCAGCCAUUGAGGGCAUUUUCAAUGGAAUCCUCUAUGAUAAUCGGAUUCUCGACACGGUUACGUUAAUUACAAAUGUCCUCGAUUGCUUCUCCGUGGAUAGAUUUGUGGGUGUUUCGUCGGAGAAGGAACUCGAAGAGGAAGCACUGAAACUUCAUCAGAAGAAACUCUUCUGGGCAGCUAUUUAUUUCCAGCACAAGAGUGAAAAGGAAUUUGGAUACAAGCUCCGAAUGACCGUUGAUGAUACACCAAAGACCAGUGAGAAGAGAAGUGGAUUCUGGUUCCCCGGUCCUGAGGGGAGUUUUGAGCUGGAUCUCAAGUAUCACAGGGGAUUCAUUCAACUUCAGCAAAAUCUCGAAUUGGGCAUUAUAAAGUCGCAGAAAAUGAUAACACCUCCCAAGAGUUCUGAAGACAAUGACGAUGAUUAUGAUGAUUUUGAUUCAGGACUACAACUAUCGGGAGAUGAUGAUGAUCUUAUUGAUGAUUUUGAACCGAAUACUAGCAGUGGGAAAGCAACAACGGCUGCACAAGAAAGCACAGCAGAACCAACGAUGAAAGGAGAUGAAAAUGCGGAGCUAACUGCAGAAACAACCACACAAGUUCCAACCACAGUGAUGGGCAAUGAAGAUGGUGAGAGUGCAUUGAAUCGAUCUAAGCGAGACAUGGGAGACAUAAUUGGGAUGAUGCUAGGUGAAGAGAAAGAAAUAUUCCAUGGAUACCAAAUAAAUACAGCGCAGUAUUAUACGAAACAAUUCCCCUAUCCAAAGUACACGAAUGAUCCCUUUAAGCGCAGCAUCUACAUGGCUAAUGCUCUGCAAAUUACAUUCUUCUUCGCCCUCAUUGUGAAUGUUGCAUUUAUCGUGCGUGAUCGUGUAUGGAUGAAGGAGAGUGGCAAUAGUUCCUUGAUGCGUGCAAUGGGACUCCUUAGGACAUCUGAAGACAUAACGUGGUUUAUGGUAUCCUAUGCUGAGCUAGGAUUCGUCCUAUUUGCAUCCAUUUUUAUCCUCUUCAGUGGCGGAAUAUUGAGUUCAACGGGAAAAAUUUUCUUAUUCUUCUUCCUAAUGAGCUAUGCUGCCUGUAUUAUGGCAUUCUGCUACAUGUGCUCAACAUUCUUCGCAUCAGCCAGCAUUGCGUGUGUUUCUUCCGUAAUCCUCUUCCUUGCAACCUUCCUCCCGUACGCUUUAAUUAUCUUCUUCGAUGCAACACUAUCAACAGGAUCACGAUUCAUUACGAAUUUAUCAUUUUCAACUGCAUUCUGCAAUGCAUGGCACUACAUACUGCGUCAGGAGAUCCAAUUUAAUCAUCUAUCCUUCCACAAUGCCUUCACGGGGAGCAUAUAUGAUAAUGAAUUGAAAUAUGGAUUUAUGAUGUUGAUUAUUGAUGGAUUAAUUUAUCUUGUUGUUGGAUUUAUCCUCGAACGAUUCUGGGAUAGUGAGAAUACAUUCUACGAUGUACCUCAUAAGAAUUUGGAUUCACAAACAGGAGCUGUUAUGACCAAAGUUUCCAAGUACUACGAUACCUCAAAGUUGGCUGUCUCAAGUGCAUCCAUUGUCUUCAAGAGAGACCAAAUAACAUGCUUAUUGGGAAGAAAUGGAGCAGGGAAGAGCACAAUAAUUAAAAUGCUAACUGGACAAAUUUUGCCAUCAUCGGGAGAGCUCUACAUUCAAACCAAUAGGAAACUCAAAGGGAAAAACAUUGGAUUAUGUUCGCAGCAUAAUGUAAUUAUUCCCCAACUAACUGCUAAGGAACAUUUAAGCCUCUAUGGUGCUAUUAAGAUAGGAAAAGAUUACCACGAGGAGGUUCGUCGUGUACUCAAUGUUCUCUCAUUGGGUAAAUAUGAGAGGUAUAUGAGUAGUUCUCUAUCUGGUGGGUACAAACGCCGUCUUUCCAUUGGAAUUGCUUUCCUCGGUUCCCCCAGCCUUGUUAUCUUGGAUGAACCAUGCUCAGCUGUUGAUGCAACAGCUCGCAAAAAUGUCUGGGAACUCGUGGAGAAGCUCAAGAAGGGUCGUGCAAUUGUCCUCGCAACGCACUACAUGGACGAAGCUGAGCAUCUUGCAGACAAUAUUGUUCUCAUGAAUAAUGGCAAAGUAAUGACUGAAACAUCCCCCAGUGCCGUUAAGGCAGAACUUACAAAAUCAUUCAACUUAAAAGCCACUUUGCCGCAAAAAGACGAAGUGAGUCGAUAUCAAGUUAUUGAAGAUUUGAAAGGUCUUAUCCAAAAUCAAGUCCCAAAUUGCACUUAUGACAUCCAAGGGAAUGAAAUUACCAUCGCAUUGCCCUACUACACGAACUCAAGUUUAAAUGAUCAUGAGCCACUUCUCAAGGCACUGGAGAAAUUUGAGAGUGAUGGUAAUAUUGAAAAAUUAACCGUCACCAGUAAAAAUUUGGAAGAUUUCUUCAGUGAAUACAAUUCCUCGCACAAUGGGCACUACAGCAAUGGAGGUCCACCUGUGAUUUUGGAUAAAAAAUCCAACCCACCAAUGGAGAAGAAAUACAAAAUUAAUGAAAAUCCAAAGCUAAGUAUAAUGGAAAUUGUGAGAAUUCUAUUUUGGAAAAGGAUCACCCACUUUAGGCGCAACUACCGUGCACUUAUUGGGAUUUUGCUGUUGCCAGCUGUUUUUGAAUUAAUUGCCGUGAGCUUUAUGAAACUAAGGCCAGCCGAUGAUUAUGACGUUGCUCUCAAAUUCACACCGGAAAUUUAUGAGAAAAGCACAGAAUUCUAUUCACUGGAAAAUGGUAGCAAUUUUACAUCGAAUAUUUAUGGAAGAGUAAUGGAACAUUGCAGUGGGAGUGAUAUUUGUGAGAUAUUUGACAAUUCCAAGGAAGCUUUCAAGUGGAUCAUUAAAACAAAUGAUGACUACAUCGAGAAGAGAUAUGGUGGAAAUACAUUCAAUGAAUCCAGAGCUGUUGUUUGGUACAACAACAAAGGGUACCACUCAAUGCCAGCUUUCUUAAAUCAAAUGAAUAAUGCUCUCCUAAAGGAAGAACUCAACGAUUCGGAUUAUUCCAUAGAGGCCAUAAAUCAUCCCUUUAAACUAGGUCAAGACAUCAGUGCAAGUUCUGUCAUUCAGCAAGUGUCCGAUGCAGCGAUUGCAUUGAUCUUACUUGUAGCGAUGAGCUUAGUUCUGGCCGGUGGAUCUGUGUUCAUUGUGAGUGAACGUAUAAGUGGGGAAAAGCUCCAGCAGAAACUUUGUGGUGUGACAAGGAAAAUUUAUUGGUCGGUAGCUUUUAGCUGGGACUUAAUUAUCUACGUGGGAGCGAUAGCAACGGCUGUGAUAAUUUUUAAAAUAUUUGCUUUGCCUAUAUUUGUGGCACGUUCCCAACUUUAUGGUUUUGCCAUGCUACUAUUCUUCUUUGGUUUCGCCAUGAUACCAUCAAUUCAUGUUGUGGAGAAAUUCUUCAACGAUGCAAGCUAUGCUAAUAUGACAAUUUUCUGCCUCAACAUAAUAGUUGCUCUAUCAACUCUGGCAAUUAUUCUCAUGUUUGACAUCAUUGGUGAAUCAGAGGAAAGUAAACAGAUACGAAAUUUCCUCAAUCGUGCAUUCCUCAUAUUCCCGCAGCAUGCACUUAGUGAUGGUUUACUUGAGCUCUGCAAGAACUACAUAGCAGCAUCAUUCUUCCGCAAAUUCGGCAUUGAUUCGUACAAAAGCCCAAUUGGAUCGGAUCUCCUUGCACCUCAUGUAUCAGUUCUUGCUGUGAUUGGUGUACUAGCAAUGAUAACUAACUACGUUAUCGAGAGUGGACUGUGGCGAACUAUCCUCGACAAGGUGUACCACGAGAAGAAUUUCAAUAAUGAACUCCAAAUCAUAUCAAUUCAGAAUACAAUGCAAAAAGAUACCAAAUCAACUAAGAAUACCAGUAAUUGCGUUGUGGUGGAGAAUCUUACAAAAUGCUACAAGAAGGGUGUUCUUGCUGUUAAUAAUGUUUCAUUUGAAGUUAAAACUGGUGAAUGCUUCGGGCUCUUGGGGGCAAAUGGUGCAGGAAAAUCCACAAUUUUCGGCAUCCUCUCCGGGCAAAUGAAGCAAACGUCGGGUAAUGUGGAAUUUAUGGACUGCAAUGGAAUCUCAUAUUGUCCCCAAAGUAAUGCUGUUGACUACCUUUUAACUGUACGAGAAGUGAUAUUAUUUUACGGGAAAUUACGUGUAAUUAAUGACUUGAAUAACUUGGUGGCAACAACCCUUGCAACAUAUCAUUUGGAACAAUAUGAAAAUAUUCUCGUUAAGAAUCUCAGUGGAGGAAAUAGAAGGAAAUUGAGUGUGGCUGUUACUUGCAUAGGCAACACUAGUCUUGUGUUGAUGGAUGAGCCAACUAGCGACAUGGAUCCCGUGACACGUACCCUGGUCUAUAAAUCCAUCGAAAAUCUUAUCAAUCAGAAUCGGUCUGUACUCCUAACAUCACACACAAUAUCAGAGAUCGACAAUGUGUGCCAUCGUAUUGCGAUAUUGAAAAAUGGCCAUCUUAUUUCAUCGGGAACUCCCAGUGAGCUCAAGAUGACAUGUGGCAAUAGCUAUGCGGUUACAAUUUUCUUUGACAAAGUGGAAAGUCUCACAAUUGAGAGGGAUCUCAAGCGUGAAUUUCCGAAUGUUGAAAAUCUCACGAUGCAUUGCCACACAUUACAAUUUAUUGUUCAAGUUAGAUCAAUGAAUAGUGCCCCAACUGAGGAAACACCAUGGCUCCUCAGUGAACUUUUUGCAAAGCUCCAUCGGUUUUGUGCUGACCGAAAUAUAUCUUAUACAGUAUCGCAGUGUCUUCUAGAUAGGGUAUUCGAGAGGAUCUUGAAUAGUGAAUCAUCAGCUUAUGUUAAUCAGGGGUUUGUUCAGAGUGAAACAGCAACGUAAUAUACGUACUAUCUGACGAGAUACGUUACCCACUUAAUUUCUAUAGUAUUGAUAGAAAUAGGUAUAUACAUAUUUGUAUAAAAAACUGGUGAUGUUCUUGGUGUGUUGAUUAGUUAUAAAUAUUAUAAUUCUAUUUUAUAGUAAUUUUCUUAAGUUUUAAAGUACAGAAAGUGUCAUUUUUUUUUCUUGAAAAUACAUAUCACAAUGUAAUUGGUAUUAAAUUGAACUCUGUACCUUAUGCGAAUCAAUGUUUGAUAAAAAAAAAUAUAUUUACCGUACACGAGGACCAACGACAUGUUACGUACAUAACAUAAUACUAAUGUAAUUAGUAUGAAAGUGUCUUACUUAUUUAUGGCAGAAUGUACCUAGUUUUAAUGUUUUUAUGUGUGUGACUUAAGUGAGUGGAGAAGAACUUUUAAGAAUCUUGUAAUUUUUGUUUUAUAGACAAAAAUAAAGUCAUUGGGUGCCAAAA